Molecule: messenger RNA, 9593 nt
Organism: Cataglyphis hispanica
Lineage: Eukaryota; Metazoa; Arthropoda; Insecta; Hymenoptera; Formicidae
Gene: sei
Product: potassium voltage-gated channel subfamily H member 6
Exons: 24
Coding region: 2379-6590 (1403 amino acids)
Biological process (GO): membrane repolarization during action potential; potassium ion transmembrane transport
Cellular component (GO): membrane
Molecular function (GO): inward rectifier potassium channel activity
Source: RefSeq, a predicted model, not a curated record
AGUUCUCCGACCGAACACACGACGGCGACUUGCCAAACCGCGGGACUCCGGGUAAAAGCGACGAGGGUAUCGCGUCGUCGUAACGUCGUCAUCGACGAUUGGAAUUUGCGUUCUCGUAGAAACUCUCUCUCUCGAGAGAGGAGAUGCCUCGCGUGUGUACCGUGACGAAGUAGAGGGAGAUUACGAGCACGCGGCGGAGCAACAGUGUUCGGCGACCUUCCUCUGGAGUGCGCCGGCCAGAGAGACGGUGUUAGGGGACAAGCCAGGUGUCUCCAUCGACGGUAGAGGAUCACGAGAGGGUCGCGGGGUCAGCGAGAGGGCAUCGUAUCUCUGCGUGAAGGCGUGGUGGGUCACGUUCGCGUGUGACAGCGCAGCACGGAGAUAACGCGCUUCCGUAAACACGUGAAGGAGACAUGGGAUUGAUAGUGAAAUCAAUCGCGAGAUGCGCUGAUGAAUUGAGAGAUAGAUAUCUAAUCGAGUAAGACAGAUUGGUGAUAAAAUACGCAGACGAAGGGGAGAGAAAGAGAGUAUAAAGAACGGUAUUUUUGCGAAUUAUUAUGUGUCAUCCGAAAAUCUCGGAUUUUCUCAAUUUCCCAACGGCGUACUCCGCAACGAUCUGAUCUCGACGCGUGCAUAUAGGUGGAUUGCUCGCGAGAAGCGUCGUAUGCGGCGAAUUUUUUACGAACUUCGACGUGGCUACGCGAGCCGAGGGAUAUCCCGAGAGAUUAGACCGCGACGAAGGCGGUAGUCGGGGCAUGGUCGCGGAGGAUGAGGAAGAAAUACAAAAAUAGCUGUCCCCGUGGUUGACCGGAGAUGCACAGCUGACCAGCCGCGUCAGAGAGCGCGAGAACGUGAGAGAGGGAGAGAGAAAGAAACAGAAAGAGGUGAGAGUGAGAGAAAGAGCCUCGAUUGACGCUCGAUUAGCAUCGACGAGUGUCACGACUCCGCGUCGGGAAAAUCGAUUCGAUCGCGGUGUUUCGUGUAAACGCUUCGACUGCAAACACACCACGUGCCUUCACCGUCGUCGUGAACAGCUCUACUCUAUCCUGGGCGUCGCGACGCCCACUCCCACUUCGCACGGCCGUCUCGACUCAUCGUGCGAAAUCGAGCCGUUUCUCCGACGAAUUGUCUCUUUCUUUCGUUCGUGUACGAGCGAUUCGACAACGACGUCGUGGAGAUGUCCGAGUCAUGCGCCUCGCCGAGACGUCCACGCUCCGCGAUUUCGUCUAUCGUGAAAUCUGACCCCGAUCCCGUAGUCAGAUUCAGCAAGAUCCGCGAGCAUCGCCGAGGAGUGCCUGCGGUCAGGAACAACGCGAACCUCCCGAGGAUCGAAGCCACGAGGUUGUUGACCCGCCGCAUCGCGUCGCCGUCGCGUCAAUAUUUUUCGGCUAUAUCGGCUCGCCAAUUGAAAAUCACGAGGAUUCGAUGCGCGUUUCAGCUGUAAACGGCGAUCGACGCGAUAUGAGACUUUGUCGACGAGAGAGGAGGAAUCGCGUCGAGGACGGACGUUAUCGUUGGCGAGCGACGUUGGAGGUAUCCUCGUAGCUCUCCGCUAAAUCGUUCGCGACGAUCCGUGGAGGCUAAUUAUCAGUCCAGUGGAAAUCGCGAAAACGCCGCGAGAGAGAUUCGCAUAAUCCCCGUUAUAAAUAGAUGUCUUCUCGCGUGGAUCCCGCGUCUUGAAGAGCACACACGCGCCUCGGCAUCUAUCACAGGAGUGAGAACGCGUGACACGUGCGACACGUAUGUCGAUCGUUCGACAAGGUAGCACCGACCUUCCCCCCCGGAUCGACACCCCAGACUGAAGAUCUUAGACAGAUAUCUAGAUAGAGACGAGAACUCUGGGUCCAAACGAACGUGGCGUCGAGCCUUUCGCGCUCUCCGAAAAAGUCUUAAUCGUGACGUAUCGAUAUCGCGAAGACGAGCAAGACCAAGAACAACGACCAUCUCGGUGCUCUUGGCGGACGAGAAUAAACGCGAGAUAAGAUCACCUGCGGGAGACGACAGAUCUCUUUCUCGCGCUGCCUCUUAUUCGUAUCCGUUAAGAAGCUCGAGGAAACGAGACGAGAUGCAUCGCUGAUUUACUCGCGCGAUCGUCUCAUCCAAUUACAGCAACGAAAAUCUCUUUCUUUUUUCCUAUCCUCGUUAACUCAAGUCGCGUUACGUUACACCAUCUUACGGCUAAUCACUAUGCUCAACUCGUGCUGUGCUUUUUUCUACCGUGCUCGUGCAUUGUUUGCCGCGAGUGUUUUUUCCUAGUGCUUUAUUGUAAUUGUCGCGCGAUAUAUUAGGUAUAGGGCCCGAGAUUGCGCCCUAACAUCACACGGUCAAAAAACGCGGAAGUCUCGGCUGUCCAGAUACCUGAAAAUCCUGUUCCUGAGAUGCCUGUUAGACGAGGUCACGUGGCGCCCAGAACUACGAUCAUCGAGACCAUCAUCCGAAAGUUCGAUACGCACGAUCGAAGCUUUUUAGUGGCGAAUGCGCAACAGGGACUAUGCCACAUUAUCUACUGCUCGGACGGUUUCUGCCGGCUGACGGGUUUCUCAAGGGCCGAGGUGAUGCAGCGUCCGGCGGUCUGCGACUUCCUCCAUGGACCAAUGACGUCACCGCACGCGGUCGCGGCCCUGCGAGAAGCCCUCGCCGCUGGCGUCGAAAAGCACUUCGAGAUCCUUUACUACAGAAAGGACGGAACCAAGUUUCUCUGCAGCGAGGUGAUAGCGCUAAUAAGGAGCGAGGUGGACGACAUUUGCCUACAAAUCAUAAACUUCGAGGACCUGAGCUCGCAGCCGCCGCCGCAGCCCGCGAUCCCGCCGCCGAGUCAGGCCAACAACAGGCUCGCGACACGCUUCGACAGGGCAAGGGCGUCCUUCCGGGCUGGCUUGUCGAGGACCGGUGUCGUUGGUCCACCAAGGGUCCGGAACCGACCGCGCACGGCCGCUAAUUUGCCUCAUCGACUCGCUGACGGGACCAUCCUCGACGAGGACGCUUCUGAGAACUGCCCGUUAACAUGUGGCUCGCCCACAAUGAUGGAAUCUUGGGGUCCUGGGAGGACCGGCACGCCACCGCCGGGUUUGCCGCCCCCGUUAUCAGCGGGGAGCAACAACAAUGGUGGCGCAACAACAUCGGCGGUCAUCCCGAGUGUCAUACCACAGCCCGGCACAACCGCUCCCAUCGCCAGUCCCGAGGGAGUGAGCGAUGUCUCGCAAAAGUCGGGAAUCUGGGAGGGCGCAAAUUCGUCGUCGGGGGGCGCCGCGGAGGGCCCCUCGCGAAGUGUUUCUCACGCGGCGAGUUUGGACGCGAUCUCGAAGAGGGCCGUGAAACCGGAAACGGCGAGGGCGCCUUGUCGCAGCCUCACCUGCAGCGUCUUAGCGGGCCGAGGGAGCGAACACGUCACCCUCGAGCGACGACCAGCCACAGUCGAUAAUCUAGCUGAAGCAGCGAAACAUUCGAAAAUCUUUCCUGGCGUUGCUUCUGAAAGCGAUCUGCAGAAAUGGCGAAUGUCCAAGGACCGGAAAUCGCCAUCUCUCAGCCAGAUGGGACAGGAUUCCAUCAAACACAAGUUCUCCUUACAAGACAAUGGAUCUGCAAAGUAUUUUCAAGGAGCGAUGCACACACCGAACAUGGGAGAAAAAGUCGCUCAGGUUCUGUCCCUCGGAGCAGACGUCCUCCCAGAGUACAAAUUACAGUCCCCCAGAAUCCACAAGUGGACCAUAUUACACUAUUCGCCGUUCAAGGCAGUCUGGGAUUGGAUUAUAUUGCUGCUCGUGAUGUACACCGCCAUAUUUACGCCGUACGUCGCCGCUUUCGUUCUGUCGGAUACGGAAUAUAACAGCAGGAAGAACAAAAAGUACAGCGACGAUCCCAUCGUCAUCAUAGACUUGAUAGUCGACGUCACCUUCAUCGUGGACAUUCUUAUAAAUUUUCGCACGACGUUCGUCAACAGCAACGAUGAGGUGGUGUCCCAUCCUGGAAAGAUAGCCGUCCAUUACCUGAAGGGUUGGUUCAUCAUCGACCUGGUGGCCGCCAUUCCCUUCGAUCUCCUACUCGUUGGCUCGGAUACUGACGAGCUCGGCUUGGACAAGGACGAGACGACGACGCUGAUCGGACUCUUGAAGACGGCCCGUCUACUGCGCCUCGUCAGGGUAGCCAGAAAGAUCGAUAGAUACAGCGAGUAUGGAGCUGCGGUUUUGUUGCUCUUAAUGGCCACCUUUGCCCUCAUUGCUCAUUGGAUGGCGUGCAUAUGGUACGCCAUAGGAAACGCCGAGAGACCAACCUUGAAGAGUAAGGUUGGUUGGCUGGAUAUUUUAGCCAACGACACGCAUCAGUUUUACUUUCACAAUAACACUGGUGGACCGAGUAUAAAAAGUCGCUACAUCACGGCGCUGUAUUUUACCUUCAGUAGUCUUACGUCCGUAGGCUUUGGAAACGUGGCGCCCAAUACAGACGCCGAGAAGAUCUUUACAAUAGUCGUCAUGUUGAUCGGAUCUCUGAUGUACGCUAGCAUCUUCGGUAAUGUAUCGGCGAUCAUUCAGAGGUUGUACAGCGGCACAGCCCGGUAUCACACGCAGAUGCUCCGAGUUAGAGAAUUCAUAAGAUUCCAUCAGAUUCCGAAUCCCCUUCGCCAGCGAUUGGAGGAGUACUUUCAACACGCGUGGACCUAUACGAACGGCAUUGACAUGAACAGUGUUCUGAAAGGAUUCCCCGAGUGCCUUCAGGCUGACAUCUGUCUUCAUCUCAAUAGGAAUCUUUUAAACAAUUGCCGAGCCUUCGAAGGAGCUAGUCCAGGCUGUUUAAGGGCAUUAUCCUUAAAGUUUAAGACGACGCAUGCGCCGCCGGGUGACACUUUAGUUCAUCGCGGGGACGUAUUGACCUCCUUGUAUUUUAUAUCCCGCGGGAGUAUCGAGAUACUGAAGGACGACAUCGUGAUGGCCAUUCUGGGCAAGGACGAUAUAUUCGGCGAGAAUCCGUGCAUUUAUCCGACAGUUGGAAAAUCGUCCUGUAACGUUCGCGCUCUUACUUAUUGCGAUCUUCAUAAAAUUCACCGAGACGAUCUGCUUGAUGUUCUGGCGCUUUAUCCAGAGUUCUCCAAUCACUUUAGCCAAAAUCUUGAGAUUACUUUCAACAUGCGAGAUGAGGAGCAGGCUGGUGUCGAUCCAAUAUCAGCAAGGUUUCCUAUCAGCACUCCUACCGACGUCGAUAUCGACGCUAGGAAAUUCGCUUUCCGUCCACCAAGAUAUCGUCGAGGACCCGGUGGUCCUGGCACAAAUCUUAUUCCCACAGGUCGACAAGACUCUUUGCAAGACGAUCAAGAUGACUAUGAUAAAGGCAGCGGCCAUGGUAUUUUAGAAUUCAGUACGGACAAAGCUGGUCAGGAUGUAACGCCGUUGAAUCUAGAAUUCGACGAACCUAAACAAAGGAGCUCGACCUUAAACUCGAUAACUGGCAUGCUAACCCAUCUCAAGCGCAGCAUACCGGAUCUACGUCAGCACAAGAUUCACCUGCAGCCGCUUACCAGCCACGAUUAUCUCGCCAAGCAAAUAACUACACCGCUGACGAAACCAGCGCGCCGGAGUUCCGCCGCUGGCGCUGGCGAGAGUAGCCUCAGUCAAAACGUCGUUCAUCCCACUUCGACAACGUCAAGCCACUACACCACACCAUCGCCCCCGCAGCAUCCUCAUUCCCAUGGCGACUUCCAGAGCGGCCCGGGUCGGCCCGUGGAGGAGAUCAACGCCAGGAUCGAUUUAUUGUCGCGACAGGUGUCUUCGCUGGAGCACUCGAUGGCCGGUGACAUUAGAUUGAUCUUGAGCUUGCUCCAGCAAACGCUCAAUUCGUCCAGGGAGAGCUCCAGCAUCGAGAUGAUGCCGGGGGCCGUUGGCGCGAGACAGAGCAGCCGGGCACCUGCGUUAGUUCAGAGAUCGGCGAGCGAACCGCAACCGCCAACGGUCCCGGCGAGCAACGGAAACGGGAAGAUUCAGCCCAGCACGUCGCACGGCUUGUUCAGACCUCCGACGAGGGAGCCGACCUCCACGUCGUCGGGCACGUCGCGGCUAACCGUCACAUCGGAGGCGUCCGCGCUCGCGACAGCGUUGCAGACGGCCCUCAACAAUCGCACCGGGCCCACGAGGUCGCAGAGUCAACCGGUCGAUCUGGCCGUACCGACUAGCACGCAGCAGCAGGCCCACGCUUGGCACAGUCAGCCCGCCGCCUUCAGAAGGGGUGAAUACCGGAGUGGCGUGCCCUGCGACAGAUACAGCUCUUUCAAUAAACGAUCUGAGCCGGAGGGCGAGGAUUCCUGGAGCUGCGUGGUGUCGGAGGAACGUGGGGGCGGCCAGCGUCCUCGUAGCGGCGACUCACGCAAGGAGCCGUCGAAUCAUCGCGGCGGCAACGGCACCGAGUCCACGUCGGGGCAACAGGGUCGGUCGGAGGGCAGACAGCAGGAAGGCAAUGGCAGGGGACAGCAGGCGAGCGGUUCGCGACAGCAGGAAUCCUCGAGACAGACCAGCGACGAUAUAUCAUGGGAGUUUACGAUAAACGAGGCGCCGAUCGCCAGGCUCGAGUCGCUGGACGAGCUCGAUCAGGAUCACGGUAGUUAAGGGGGAAGUAUAGGAGAAGGAGGGAAAAAAUGUCCUGUCAGCCGGGAGCUACGAAGAUCGCCGUGAAGAUCGGCUUUCUCAUCCCGAGAGGAUGCGGAAAGUCGCGACGAGAAGAAGCGCGACCGGGGGCCGUUUAAUCCCUCUCGAGGAAAUCUUGGGUUUAAUCCGAUCGACAACGUAGUCAAUGCGACGCUACGCUUAUCUCGAAGUUAAAUUAUCUAUAGCCGAACCGCGAGCAACGUAACGCGACGCCUGCAGGUCAAUCUUAGAGCGUGUAACGUUGAAGGGAGCGUAAAGGAUUGAAAGUAGAAAUCCCUAUUUGCUAAUCAUUUGUUUACAUUAAAAUUGGGAAAAUUAAAAAGGAUGACUUAGCGAGUAAGAAGAGUUCAUAAGAAAGACUAUCUGUACAUCGACAUAAUUUUUUAAAUCUUUUAUUCGAAUUAUGAUGCAAAGAAGAUACUCUUGUGAUAAUAAUAUUCCACAAAUGUGAGAAUUAUGAGAGUAUUAUAAUAGAAAAGUUUUGAAAAAUUAUAUAUAUUACGAUAAGAUAUUAAUAGGCGUAGAGAAAAAAAUCGAAAAAUUUAAGAUUUUUUAAAAAUAAAUAUUAAAAAGUGAAUUAGAUGCUUCCUUCAGUUACAUACGCUCUAGAACAUCAGCGGACCUGUAAGCGUGAAACGUGAACGUCAUGUUUUUGUAUUCGAAACAAUGAGAGUAUCGGCUGCGAAAUGUACAUUUUCGUAAUGUAAAUGUACCCUUUUUUUAUUUGCCAAGAGUAUCUCUCGCGUUAUACUGACAUGUAACGGCCGUCUCGUUUCGCUCUGCUAAUUCGGAUUAAACGGUCGCUUGUUAAAAAAUCAUCGUACGAUUUAGGCUCUUGAAACAUUCGGCUUCAGGUCGACGAGCGCUUGUCUCUUCGGGAUUCCCGACAGCAAUUCGAUAUUCGUUUCUUCAUAUCGAUUUUUUACGCGUCGAGAAGAGAAGCAAACGAAAGAAAUACACCGUAUCGCCAAUUAGACGCCAAUUAUUUUACUCACACAGGAUCGCAAAUAAUUAUUUAUAUAUAUUUACACGUUGACACACUCGUACGCGCUGUAUAUCAUAAGAUAGGCACGUUAAAAGCGAAAGAGAUGCAUUGAAAGUACGUUGGAAUCGCGGAGAUUUUGAUGGAGGACGAAAUCGCGAACCAAGUGUUUCGUCUUGCGCGAGAUUAAACAAUCGCAAAAAAAAAAAAAAAGAAAUAUCUAACCCGUUAGAUAUCGCAUAGAUAUUCCCACGACGAAAUAUGGUCGGAUACGAAAAAAAAAUAUGCGAUGAUUAAAAGUAUGUUGAGAAACAUAAUCGUUUUAGAGCUGAUUUAUUUUAUCGCGCGGAAUAUUUUUGGCAGCUUUCGCGAUUCGCAUUCUCGCCGCAUUUCAAUGUUAAAUCGCGGUAGAAACGCGACACUCUUGGAUCGAUAUCCGUUCGCUGGAAAGAAUGAAAAGUAGUUUUCGAGCGAAUUAGUCGCGAUUUCUGGCGGGUUAAUUAAUUAAGACGAUCGUUAGGGCACCUCCUUUUUUAUUCUUGCUUAUAUAGGCAACGUUAGACGACGGUAUUAAGGUAACGAUACUUAAGACAAGUUUCUCGCAGUGCCGAAAGGUAUUAUCGCGUAGUAAUUUAAGCCGGUUAAACAUCGGUGGAACACGAAGAAACAAUUUUUCUUUUUUUCAGCCGCCGUACAAAGUAGCCAUGUCCUUUAUACAGACAUAACGCGACAGGAUAUGUCGCACAGGCGACAUUAGACGAUUAUCAAGAUCCUUAUAAUUAUUAUUAAUAUUAUUAUAUUAUCUCGUAAUUAUUAUUAUGAUUACUAUUAUUGUUAUUAGUACUCUUAUGAUUAUUAUCGUUAUUAUUAUUAUUAUUAUUAUUAUUAUUAUUAUUAUACAUAUAUGCAGAAAUGAAAGAAGCGCAAGCGUGACUGGAGGGAGGAGGGGGAGACGAAGAAAAUCACACCGACGACAUAAUGCCUACGCAAUAAUACAAUACAUAUACUUAUGCAUAUAUACACAUAAUAUACAAAGAAGAGAAAGCAUAUGUAUACGUAUGUGUAUAUAUAUAUAUAUAUAUAUAUAUAUAUAUAUAUAUAUAUAAUGUUCUAUAAAUUUUUUACAAAGUAUUUCGAGUCGCUAUUGCUCUUAAACGCGUAAUAAACGUUGGUUUCUCUUCCUCUCUUUUCGUUUCUUGUCCUCCCGCGAUAUCUCUCAAUUUCCGUCACUGGUGUCGCCGGUGAACCGGUUGAAAAAGGCUGGGGAAACAGCGAUCGAUCGAUCCUCGGGGAUCUUAGCUUGGCUUGCGACUUUACGGUGAAUUUUUACAAUUUACGAUUUGCGAUGCGGAUCGAGAUGAGAGAAUAAGAAAGAGAGAGAGGAGAGUCAGAUCGAUUUACUUGAGAAUGGCGCUUCGAGGAUCGUUCACGGAUCACCGAUCGCUGAUCUGUUCGUUCUUUGCUCAGUAUUCUAGGCUGUACCGAAUACAUUCGAUGUAACGAUUACUAAAUACACACGAUUCAUAGUUAACUCUGUGCGACGAAGCGGUGGAUGCAGCAGCGCAGCGCUAAUAAUAGGGGGCAAAAGGGGAGAAACGCAGCUUUCAAUUUCGCAGAUGACGAUUUUUUGAUUGUUAAAAUUACCAGUAGUACACGCAGCACACGUGGAUUCUCGCACCUAGGUACACGGCAGGAGUUGUAUUACGUACAAUAUUUAGAUAUGAUCCUUUAGAAGGAGGGAGAGAGUCCGGCGUGGUCCCGGCCGAGGACGAUCACGUUCGCCGCACGAAACCUGUCUCGAAAAAAUCGCCAACAUAUGAUAAAAAAAAAAUACAUAUCAUCGCCUGGCCUCUAUCGCCGUAUCAAUCUCAAUUACAGAAAUUAAAACGAAAAUGUAAAUCGGGGGCUGGUUCCCUUCUCGAAGAAUAUAUUACAAGUCUGUAAAAAAAUAUACUACUCCUUAACUGGUAUGACGUUUUUUA